Molecule: messenger RNA, 1353 nt
Organism: Gryllus bimaculatus (two-spotted cricket)
Lineage: Eukaryota; Metazoa; Arthropoda; Insecta; Orthoptera; Gryllidae
Source: the annotation of a GenBank genome assembly
AUGUUUUUGUCGCGGGAGGAGGCGGUGAUCAUCCCCUGCCAGAUGGUGAGAUAUGGUGCCAACCUACACGUUGACUUGAGGGGUUUUCCCCAACUAGAUGUAUCCCAUCAGCGGAGCACCGCCCAGCGGGAACAAGCUCUAUACUCCCGACUGGUCUCCCAGCAUGACAGGGUAAGUGUAAGCAAGAGAGGCGGAACUUUCAUCGGCGGAGACGGGUCCGCCGAAAGUGGUCGGCACGGCGGCGGCGGCGGCGGCGGCGGCGGCGGCAAAGGAGGAGGCGGGGGCGGCGCAACCAGCGUCCGAGAAGAACGGGGUCGGCGCCGGGAGACGGCGCGGGGGGCGGAGGAAGAGGCGACGACAGGGCCGGCGGCAGGAACAGUAGCGGAGGCGGGGCCGGGUUUGGGGGGAGGGAAAGGCGAACGUGUUGGCAGCGGGCGGGGAGAGACGAGGCAAUGGCGACGGAGAUGGAAUCGGAGGCGGAUGCUAGAGCGAAGGAGCGGAGGCAGUGCCGGAGGAGAGCGGAAGCGGAAGCGGAGGCGAGGUGGAGUCAGAGGUGGAUUCAAAUCCGGAGGCGGGGCCGGGGUCGGUGGCGGAGACAGUUGCGGGGCGUCCGAGAGGAACGGGGGGGGCGGCGCGUAUAAGAAGCGUGCGUCGCCCGUGUGCGCGCGUAUGUUCGUCAUGCCGGCGCUCGAGAUCCCGUCGGAUGGUGCUGUUGGUGCUGCUGGUGGCGAUGGCUGGCGCCACCGCCGCCACCGCCCCCGCCACCACCGAGUUGGAGCGCAAGGAGGACAAACCCACGCGCCAUCCGCACCACCUCUACUCGCACUACGGCUGGCUCAUGGCAUUAUAAAUAAGAGAACCGUUAGCAGCUGCCUGGGGCCCCUUCCCGGUUCUACCUGCCCCCGCGCUGAUUGGCAUCGGGAACGGGGGGAUUCUUCCCGAGGCAACGCCCUCUCGGAUGGGGGAGGAUGCAGCCAUCCCCACAAACGCACGCGCAGGGACGAGGGAAAUGUCUCCGUGAACAAGCAAAUGGAAAAGAGAAUGAACCACGAGAAUGGCAGCCGAGUGCAAGAUAGAACAAAGCAGGGACCUUCCGACAGUCAAUGGGAAAGGCUUUUCCACCGCGCGGGGGCGGGGAAGAGUGACGUAAAGGAGACGCCGUGGCGAGACGGCGCGAGUGGGCACCGUGGUUGUUCGACGAGUUCGGACAGGGUGGAUUGUUUCUUCAAACACAUUCGGGCAGAUCGUCAAUCUGCCCGGGCACACAGGUGCCUAAUCUACGAGCGGCCUUGCCGCUGGUCCGUAGGCGGAGAGGAGGGCUGCAGUGGUAGUUCUGGCAAACGCUUAGAGUGA